Messenger RNA from Trichechus manatus latirostris (Florida manatee), 3579 nucleotides. RefSeq names its product 8-oxoguanine DNA glycosylase (gene OGG1). Lineage: Eukaryota; Metazoa; Chordata; Mammalia; Sirenia; Trichechidae. Gene Ontology annotation, molecular function: 8-oxo-7,8-dihydroguanine DNA N-glycosylase activity; damaged DNA binding. The record is from RefSeq and is a predicted model, not a curated record. The coding region runs from base 2123 to 3211 and encodes 362 amino acids. Gene Ontology annotation, cellular component: nucleus. The transcript has 7 exons. Gene Ontology annotation, biological process: base-excision repair; nucleotide-excision repair; base-excision repair, AP site formation.
GAAAAGGGGUAAAAAGGGAGGUUUUCCCCCCAGGGAUGGUAAAUUGGCCCCAAGUGGUUGCUAGCUGCUGUGCAUGCUGCAUUUACAAGACAACAGCAAAAAUAAUAUGAUAGCGCCUGUUUCCAUCCACUUAAUGAGCGGUAGGCCUUGUGCUAAAGCACCUUUAGAUACACAAUUUUAUGUAAUCCUUGCAAUAACUCUAUGGAGUAGGUUAAUAAUAGAGUGGUUAUUCCCACGAAGACACUAAGGUUUAGAAAAAUUAAGUAACUUGCCUAAAUUCUGACAUCUAGGAAGUUGCGGAGCUAGGAUUUGAACUCAGGUCUGUAUGCUGAACUGUUGAAGGUGGAGGAAGAGUCAACUGCAUAUUCCUCUGUGGACUUCAGACACUUCAAGUCCUUUGGCAGUAGGAUGGCCCAAGUGCUUCAGAGCCACUGUGGCUGUGACCUCCCCAUCCCCCUCCCCCAGCUUUGCUGAGGGCAUAGUAAGACUAAGAAGUUUCCUUUUCAUUCAUUCCCAACCUUGGCACCUUCUAUUGUCAUUCAAGCAACAUUUAUUGAAGAAAUGCCUUCUGAGCGCUAGGCAUUGCAGGGUGGUAUGCCUAUGAGUGAGGAGACAAUCUCAGGAAAAAAUAAUUGCCUAAGGCCUUGCAGCUAUUGAGUGGAACCGAGACAAACACGUUGGUCUGAUGAUCCAAUGCUCAUGGUACACCAUGAGAGGUGCUGUGGGACACAAAGAUAACUGCAGAUCGUGCCCUUAAAGAACUUGCAGUAUAAUUGUUCAGACACAACCGAGUAUCACUGCUAGAAAGUGAAAAUAGUCUGGAUAAAGUUCAUGUCUUCUAUGUCCCUGCUUUUUGUGUCUUUCUCUUGAAAGGAAAAAAUCUGAAUACAUUUUUCUUGGGCCCAGGUGGCUGGCACUGGCAACUGAGCUAGGCUGCCUCAGGGCCACAUAUUUGUCCCUGGGGACUUAAAAACCAAGACUCCAAGUAAUGAGCUGCUUGUCUGGGCCCAGCCCCAAAGGAAGCCUCUACACAGGCCCCACUCAGCGUACAGGUGUGAUUCCCGGAAGAGAGAGGCCUCUGAAGGGCAGUCUGUGGAGGCAGACUAAGACUGCGGAGUCGCGGCUCCGUGAGACCUUGGAGGCGAGAAGCUUAGCGGGUGAGUGCUGAGGGCAGAAUCCUCAGGUGACAGACGCCUGCGGAGACACUUCACGGACACUUGGAGGGGACGGAGCUGUGUUCGGGUCCGAUUCUUGGUGAAGAAGCUUCACGACGUCAGGCGCACUGAGGGGCGCAAGUAUCUGAGACUGAAGAGACUCGGUGGAGAAAGGCGCUCUGAGGUCUUAGAGAACGGACUGGGACCAGGACCUGGGUCUGAGGACUCGAAGUGCUCUGAGAGGAACAGGCAGUGAGGACUCCGGGCUACACAAUCUGCGCCCGGUCCUCUGGGACGCGGAGAUGGGACAUCUAGCGUGCCGAGUGCAGACGACCCAGAGACGGAAAGGCCAACAUCGGGCAGCGAGCCCAGAGCGCGCCAACCACUUCGGCGCCUCGGAUGGAUCCGCCCAUCUACCCUCAUGCCCGAUUACUCAUUGGCGCUUCUUAGUUCCUCCUCGGAUUGGCUAUCUCUGGAUCAAAUAGGUGGGGCCUGAGUGCUACUUCCGGUGAUAACGUCGUCGGCCCUGGCGAAGCCGGAAGAAUGCUCUAGCGCAUGCCUCCCAAGGUCUUUGCAGCUCCUGCAGAGGUGGCGCGCUCUCAAAGGCCGUGGGGGGCGGGGCCCGGAAACGUAAAGAGGAAGGUCGGGACCUGCACCGCCAAGAAUGCAGGAUGCUAUAGGGUCGCUGUGAGUCGGAAUAGACUCGACCGCAAUGGCUUUUUUUUGAGGGGCAGGAGGUGGUUACAGAGUGGGAGGGUCGGGACUUUGGUGAGCUGCAAAGGGCGGGGCCUGCAAGGAAUGGAGGAAUUAAAUGAAACUGGGCGGGGUCUUGAAUAAAAUUAAGGAAGACAAGGUCCCGGUGGGCGAGACCAUAAGGGGGCGGGUCUUGUGUGGGCGGGGUCGUACGGUGACAAGUUGGUCCAGUGCUGAGUGGAGGCGGCCGUUAGAAGGCGGAGCCUUGUGUGUAAAUGUUAGUCCGUUCCCUCCUGCCCAGUAGUAUGGGUCAUCGUACUUUAUCCUCCGCCCCCGCUCUCUGGGCCUCCAUUCCUUGUCCGCGCUCUGAGCUGCGCCUGGACCUGGUUCUGGCUUCUGGACAGUCCUUCCGGUGGAGGGAGCAAAGCCCUGCGCACUGGAGUGGCGUGUUGGCGGACCAAGUAUGGACACUGACCCAGACGGAGGAGCAGCUCUACUGCACCGUGUACCGAGGGAACAAGGGCCAGGUAGGCAAGCCCACGCAAGAGGAGCUGCAGGCCAUUCGCAGCUACUUCCAGCUGGACGUCAGCCUGGCUCAACUGUAUUACCACUGGGGUUCCGUGGACCCCCACUUCCAAGAGGUGGCCCAGAAAUUCCAAGGUGUGCGGCUUCUGCGGCAGGACCCCAUCGAGUGUCUCUUCUCCUUCAUCUGCUCCUCCAACAACAACAUCACCCGCAUCACUGGCAUGGUAGAGCGGCUCUGCCAGGCCUUCGGACCUCGGCUUGUCCAGCUUGAUGAUAUCACCUAUCAUGGCUUCCCUAGCCUGCAGGCCCUGGCUGGGCCCGAGGUAGAGGCCCACCUCCGGAAGCUGGGCCUGGGUUACCGUGCCCGCUAUGUGAGUGCCAGUGCCCGAGCCAUCCUGGAAGAACAGGGCGGGCCGUCCUGGCUGCAGCAGCUGCGUGAGGCCCCCUACGAGCAUGCCCACAAGGCCCUCUGUACCCUGCCUGGGGUGGGCACCAAGGUGGCUGACUGCAUCUGCCUGAUGGCCCUAGACAAGCCCCAGGCUGUGCCCGUGGACGUCCACAUGUGGCAUAUCGCACAAUAUGACUACAGCUGGCACCCCACCAUGAGCCAGGCCAAGGGUCCGAGCCCCCCGGCCAACAAGGAACUGGGAAACUUCUUCCGGAGUCUAUGGGGACCUUAUGCUGGCUGGGCCCAAGCGUAUAACCCUCUCCCCACACGAACUCCUUGCUCCCACAGGUGCUGUUCAGUGCUGACCUGCGCCAACCCCACCGUCCUCAGGAGCCACCAGCAAAGCGCAGAAGGGGUUCCAAAGGGCCAGAAGGCUAGGUGGAAGCACUGAACAAAGGAAUCCCCAAACACGUUUCCCCAUUUCUCUCCCCUCUUCCCACCCACGUGCAUGUAGAGGAGGGGGCUCCCUGCAGCUGUUGUCUCCCAAUCUUCAGGCACCCCCAAAUCAGGUAGUCAGUUUGCACAACAGGGUUGGGUUGGGGCUCUGGGAAGACAGAGCUACCUGUGGUUUUAUCCUCUUCACUUUAUUACAAGAAGGAACAAUAAAAUAGAAACAUUUGUAUGGAAAAUGCAAUGGAGGAGAAGUAGGGAAGGGAGUGGGGAGGGGAUGAGGCAGGGUAACUCCCCAGUUCAGGGAGGAAAGGGGAGCAGACUGUCCGCCAGCCCCUCCCAGGCAGGAGAUGCAGACCCCUGGCUCCA